CUUAAAUUCCUAGAUUAAUGAUGGCAGCAAAUCGCUCAACCAGCGACAUUUGGUACCACUUCACAAAAUUGGCGGAUGGCAAGGCGAAAUGCAGAUACUGUCGAGCUGCGCUCUCCAUGUCAUCUGGCUCGACUGGAAAUCUUAAACGGCAUCUGACGAAGAAACAUCCCACAGUGCCCCUCAGCCGAGUUGAACCCAGCCGCUCCCGAUCACCUUCCGCGUGCGGCGAGAGCGUCGACGACCCUGCUGCUCCGGCCUCGGCGCCGUUGCCAAGCCCUUCAAGUACAAGGAGCCUGAGCCAAUUAUCGGACUAUUCGAAUGUAUCAGAAAGUGGUUUGAUGUCGCCAGUUUCGACUUCGACGGCUUCGUCAACACCGUUCUCCACACCUGGGCCCAGAUCAAACCUGUUAUCGCAGUCAUUAUUGACUCGAUAUGUUGAUGCAGUUAAACCAGUCUCAGCGCAGAAAAAAAGGAUGAUUGAUGUUCAAUUACUCAAGAUGAUUUGCAAAGAAUACCAUCCGUUUUCUCUAGUUGAGGAUAAGGAAUUUCGAAAACUUGUUAAUAUUUUGAAUCCAAAUUAUAGCUUACCGAGCCGUAAGACACUCACAAAUAGUUUGUUGCCCGCUAUUCAUAGCGAACUCCUAGAUAAAAUUAAAUUAGCUCUGCUUGAUGCCCCAGCUGUUUGCUUGACAUGUGAUGCAUGGACUAAUAUCAACAAUGUUAGCUUCUAUGCCCUUACUGCUCAUUACAUUGAUCAGACUACAUGCUUACGAUCGUGUCUGAUUGAAUGUUCAGAGUUUUCCAAUAGACACACGAGUCGCAAUAUAGCUGCUUGGGUAAACGAAGUUUUAGAAAGAUUUGCCAUCCGAAAUAAAAUUUGUGCUGUUAUCACUGACAAUGCUGCUAAUAUGAAAGCAGCUGUUACGGAAUUAACUCUUAGACACUUGGGCUGUUUUGCGCAUACUUUGAAUUUGGUCGUCACAGAUGCCAUUUCGGCAUCCAUUGGGGCAAAACUUGAUAAAGCUAAAUCCAUUGUCCAGUACUUCAAGCGAAGCAGCUCGGCACUCGCGAAACUUCGUGAGAUGCAAACGUCACUUAAUAAAGAUCAGCUUAAAUUAAAGCAAGAUGUUCCCACUAGGUGGAAUUCCACCUUUGAUAUGUUAGAGAGAUUAAUGAAAAACAAAGAGCCACUCGUUUCAACUCUAGCGUUACUUGGAUACAAAGAUAAAUUAGAAGAACUAGAAUGGACAGAACUGGCCCAUGCUGUUAAGGUCUUAACUGUAUUUAACGAUGUAACCACAGAAAUUUCUGCUGAAGCAAAUGUGUCAUUGUCUAAAACGACCGUUUUGUCCAGGAUAAUGACAAGAAAAGUAAAACAAUAUUUAGAGACUAAUAGAGACGCUCCAGAGACUAUUGUAAAGCUUGCAAACGAACUCAUAGAUGGUCUGACACGGCGAUUUGGUAACAGAGAAUCAAACGAAUUAAUUUCUCAAUCAAUAUUUUUGGACCCACGGUUUAAGUCACAAGGCUUUGGGGAUGACGCGAAGUUCAAGUCGACUAAGAAAGCGCUUGUUUUGAUGGUAAAAGCGACUAUCCAAAGUACGGAGCCUGGAUCAAGCAAUGAGCCCGAGACGCCUGUUCAGACCUCAUCAGUAUGGGAUGAGUUUGACGCGAGUUUGAGCUCCUUGCAAGAAAAACAAGACCCUACAGCUCAGGCCGUAGUUGAGAUAGAUAAGUACCUAAACGAGCCGUACUUGAACCGCAUUAAUGAUCCGCUUAAGUGGUGGGAAAGUAGAAAACUCACCUACCCGAACUUGUAUGCAGUGGCUAUAAAAAGGCUUUGUAUUCCCGCGACAAGUGUACCGUGUGAAAGAAUAUUUUCUAAAGCUGGCCAAAUUUGUACCGAAAAGAGGAGUCGUCUCACUUCUGAUAAAGUCAGCAAAACAUUGUUUAUUAACCAUAACAUACAUUUGAUGUAGAACUUUUUAGUGCAGAUAGUUAAGUUUUGUGGAUCUUGCGUGUGAUUUUUGUAUUGCACUUGAAGAAAUUAUUUCCACAUUCAUUUUGUAUGGCGUUACAGCUCACUCAUGUUAUAGUGAGCGUGUGUAUGUUAAUAAAUUUGAAAGAAAACUUACAAUAAUUUUUCUUAUUUUGACCAAAGUUGAUUUUAAUACACCACAAAAACAGAAAAGCUCCUGUAAUGACAAUGAGGUUAUAUUUUCUAAAAAAUACAUAGCAUUCUGUCUUACAGUAGUAUAAGCAUUUUAUCCUCAAUAUCAGGAAAGAAAGGUACAUUACAAUUAAAAAUUCACGUUUUGAAAAUAAGUAAUUGAUAAAUAUUCUCCAAACAUAGCGAAAUCACAUAUAACACGGUUAUUCUAAUGCAUACAUCGAUUUUUCAAAGCCAAAUAGCUAGACUGUACAUAAGACAGACUACAGAUUUAAGGGAACCGGUGAGCCGUUCAAAUGAGCCGGUUCAUUUCAGUGAGCGGAGCCGUUCCGAGCCGCUCACUGAAGUGAGCCGUUUUGCCCA
Molecule: messenger RNA, 2533 nt
Organism: Dermacentor silvarum
Lineage: Eukaryota; Metazoa; Arthropoda; Arachnida; Ixodida; Ixodidae
Product: zinc finger BED domain-containing protein 4-like
Exons: 1
Coding region: 18-1979 (653 amino acids)
Molecular function (GO): DNA binding; protein dimerization activity
Source: RefSeq, a predicted model, not a curated record